UGGUUUGAAACUUGGAAUAAAAAGAGGCAGCGGCAAUUCAGAGAGAAGGAGAGGAAGAGAAAACACUGGCAGCACAAACGCUGUUCAGACACGGUAGCUCUCUUACUAUCCACCUCGUCCAGCUCAGUGUUCUUCCUAAUACUUUUUUGGGUUUCUCAGUUUAAUCGAAAAUUUGAAUUUUAGAUAGAGAGACGCUGUCGUUGAUGUUUUAGGGUUCGCUUGGAAAAGAGUUUCUGAUUACAGGUGAUGAUGUCCAAAGUUGAACUUAGGAAAAAGAUUGGAGAGAAUUCAGGUGAUGUGAAGUUGUUAAGCGAGAUAGAAACCAUAAGCAAAGCUCUUUACCUAGAGAAAAACCCUUCCAGGACCUCAAUUUCUGCGCCUGGUAAUCGAUCAAAACCAACUAGAAAAUCCCAGUUACUUGAUCCUAAAUCGAAGAUAAUUGAUGGCAAUGAAGAUUCGUCACAAAAGGACAAGAAAUCCUUUUGGAAUUGGAAACCAUUGAAAGCCCUUUCAAAUGUUAGGAACCGUAAGUUCAAUUGCUGUUUCUCUCUCCUAGUCCACUCCAUUGAAGGGUUUCCCUCAAGUUUUGAAAAUCUUAGCAUUUGUGUGCACUGGAAGAGGCGGGAUGGGGAGCUGGUUACGCGUCCUGUGAAGGUUUUUGAGGGUAUUGCUGAGUUUGAGGAGAAGUUGACACAUACAUGCUUGGUGUAUGGGAGUAGGACUGGACCUCACCACUUAGCAAAGUAUGAGGCGAAACAUUUCUUGCUUUAUGCAAGUGUAAUUGGUGUCCAGGAACUUGAUUUGGGGAAGCAUAGGGUUGACCUCACAAGGCUGCUUCCUCUUACACUGGUGGAAUUGGAGGAUGAAAAGAGCUCAGGAAAGUGGACUACAAGUUUUAAGCUGUCAGGAGAAGCAAAGGGUGCCAUGAUGAAUGUUAGUUUUGGGUAUACUGUGGUUGGGGAUAGUCAAAUUCCACUUGGAAAUAACCAGAAUGUUCCGGAGUUGUUUAAUUUGAAGCAGAAUAAUGCGAAAACAGUGAAACCGGUUCCUAAAUUUGGUCAAGGUGAUCGGAAGAGCACAAUUCGUCACACUGAAGGUCUUCCUGGUGCUUUGAAACACCAGCAUUAUGCCUCAUCUGGAUCUGUAAAAGAUGUAAAAGAUCUUCAUGAGUUAUUGCCAACAUCAAAGUCGCAACUUGCCGUACUUAUGCAGUAUGAGAAAGUCAAUGAAGAAAAGUUGGAUUCAUCAUUUAAUUAUAAGCCUGAGCUUGAUGCGUUCACUGAAUGUCUUGACCCCAUGAAGUCAAAUUACUGCUCUGUGUCUAAAUCCAGGCAAGACAAUGUUGAAAAUGAGUGUGAAGAUGGUGAAUUUUCUGUGAUUGAACAGGGAGUGGAAUUGUUAAAAGAGGAACAGAAGAAACCAUUGGAAGUUGCUGAUAAGGCUAAUAAUGAUUCUUUAGUAGAUGAUAAAAUCGAUGGUAGUUUUCAUAUAAGUUCUCAAGAGGUUGGUAGGCUUCAUCCCCAUGAUGAAGGAAAUGCUAGUAAUAAAGAUGAGCUUAUGGUGCAUGAUUGCAAUAUUAAGGAGGACGAAAUAUGCUCAAAAGAGUAUGUGAUGAAAGAAUUGGAAGCUGCAUUGAGUAAUGUGACAAAUUUGGAAACUCAAGCAUUCUAUUCUCCUGAACAGAAAGAAAAUUACAUGGAAAUCAAAACAGAUUAUGAAUCAAAUAGGAAUGAGUCAUCACUUAGUUUAGAUGAUGUUACUGAGUCUGUGGCAAAUGACUUUCUUGACAUGCUGGGGAUUGAGCUCGGUCCAUUAGUCUUGAGUUCAGAGAGUGAACCUGAGUCGCCAAGGGAACGCUUACUAAGACAGUUUGAGAAGGAUGCCCUAGCUGGGGGUUAUUCCAUGUUUGAUUUUGGUGUUGACAUUGAGGACCAAAUAGAAUGUGACCACAACACAUCAACUGUAUCUGAGUGGGGGAACUUUUCUGAGGAUUUUGAUCUGUUAUCAGUUAUCCAAGAUCCUGAGGAGCAGCAGAUGAGAACUCAGGCAGAGAGUGGCAAGACAAGGGCAAAAGUGUUGGAAGACUUGGAGACAGAAACUUUAAUGCGUGAAUGGGGCUUGAGUGAUGAGGCUUUUCGGCAUUCCCCACCUGAGAACUCGGGUGGCUUUGGGAGCCCCAUUGAUUUGUCCCCUGAAGAGCCACUUGAAUUGCCACCUCUUGGAGAAGGAUUGGGUUCAUUUCUGCAGACAAACAAUGGUGGAUUUUUGCGAUCUAUGAAUCCUUCACUUUUCAGAAGUGCCAAAAGCGGUGGGAUCUUGAUCAUGCAAGUUUCUAGUCCUGUUGUGGUACCUGCAGAAAUGGGUUCAGGUAUAAUGGAUAUACUGCAGCAGUUGGCUUCGGUUGGGAUUGAAAAGCUCUCUAUGCAGGCAAAUAAGUUAAUGCCUUUGGAAGAUAUCACUGGAAAAACAAUGCAACAAGUAGCAUGGGAAGCUGCAGCUUCUCUAGAGGGACCUGAGAGGCAAAGUUCGUUGCAGCAUGAAUUGGAGAUUGGGCAAGAUGUAUCUGGUGAGCAAAAGAACGUGAAGGAGAGAUCAUCUGCACCCAGAUCCAACAGGCUGAAAUCAAGCAAAAUAGGGAAUGUGAUGGGCUCAGAAUAUGUGUCUUUCGAAGAUCUUGCUCCCUUGGCUAUGGAUAAGAUUGAGGCACUCUCCUUUGAGGGAUUAAGAAUACAAUCUGGCUUGUCAGAUGAAGAUGCAGCCUCAAGCAUCAGUGCAGAGUCUAUUGGUGAAAUUUCAAGCUUCAAGGGAAAGGGCAUCAAUUUCAGUGGGUCCCUAGGUUUGGAGGGAGCUGCUGGUUUACAAUUGUUGGACAUAAAGGACAGCAGCAAUGAUAUUGAUGGAUUAAUGGAUCUGUCACUGACUCUUGAUGAAUGGAUGCGGCUGGAUUCUGGUGAUAUUGGUGAUGAAGAUCAAAUAAGUGAGCAGACUUCUAAGAUACUUGCUGCCCAUCAUGCCAGCUCCUUGGACUUGAUACGUGGGGGUUCAAAAGGAGAGAGAAGGCAUGGCAAAGGAUCAGGUAGAAAGUGUGGUUUACUGGGGAAUAACUUCACUGUUGCGUUGAUGGUGCAGCUUCGUGAUCCUUUAAGAAACUAUGAGCCAGUUGGCACACCUAUGCUUGCUCUCAUUCAAGUAGAGAGAGUGUUUGUUCCACCAAAACCAAAAAUAUACUGUAAGGUUUCAGAGGUAAGAAAUGACAAUGAGGGUGAUGAUGAGUCGGAGUUGGUGGUGAAGGAAAAGUUAAAGGAUGAGGAAAAAGCAUCUGAAGAGGAAGAAAUUCCUCAGUUCUGCAUCAGUGAGGCACAUGUUACUGGUCUCAAGACUGAGCCCAGCAAGAAGAAGCUUUGGGGUACCACAGCUCAGCAACAAUCUGGUUCCCGUUGGCUGCUUGCUAAUGGAAUGGGGAAGAGCAAUAAGCAACCCUUUAGGAAGUCAAAGACUAUUUCUAUUAAACCUGCUACCCCUUUGACAAAAUAUGCAAAGUGCGGUGAUAAGAUAUGGAGCAUCUCAUCUCAUAUUCUUGGUAGUGGUUCAAAGUAGGAAUUGGUGGCAUUUAAUCCACAUAAGCAGAAUCCAAAUGCAAUAUUCCCUAAUGAAAUUGCUAUAGGUUGAGGUGAGUUGACCUUGCAUAGGACUUUCUUCACCAUGUUACUGGAAAAUGGCAGGAAUCUCUUCGUUGUUUUUUCUCAGAUUUAUAAUGCGUAGAUUUGAACUAGUUAUGGGUUGCUGAGCAAAUACACAUAGCAGGCAGGAUGAUUCUUGAGUCCCAGUGAUGUUUAUAAGUUCUGCUUGAGGAGUUCUUGUAUAUUUACUUUUGAUACAGCCUGCUAAUUUUUGUUCAUUUGAUACAAAAUAAACUAAAUUGAUGAGUUUGCUGUAAUUAUAUUCCCAUUUUGUAAAUCUUCAUGUUUGUAAUAAUACAUGUUCAUUGUAAUUUA
Molecule: messenger RNA, 3995 nt
Organism: Hevea brasiliensis (rubber tree)
Lineage: Eukaryota; Viridiplantae; Streptophyta; Magnoliopsida; Malpighiales; Euphorbiaceae
Product: protein PLASTID MOVEMENT IMPAIRED 1-RELATED 1
Exons: 3
Coding region: 247-3597 (1116 amino acids)
Source: RefSeq, a predicted model, not a curated record